Messenger RNA from Solea solea (common sole), 4490 nucleotides. It is a transcript of the gene nfil3-5, whose product is annotated as nuclear factor, interleukin 3 regulated, member 5. Bases 1040 to 2899 code for a protein of 619 amino acids. Gene Ontology annotation, biological process: circadian rhythm; regulation of DNA-templated transcription. The transcript has 2 exons. Lineage: Eukaryota; Metazoa; Chordata; Actinopteri; Pleuronectiformes; Soleidae. Gene Ontology annotation, molecular function: DNA-binding transcription factor activity; DNA binding. The record is from RefSeq and is a predicted model, not a curated record. Gene Ontology annotation, cellular component: nucleus.
GGCGGAGGAAAAGCUGGAGGUGUAGAGGAGGAGAUAUAGGUGGAGGGGCAAGGAGACAUGGUUUAGUAAUACACACACACACACUCAGGCGCGCGCACACGGAUAGAGUGUGGCGAGGAGACACAGAGGACAUAAACGUGACGAGGCAGCCUAAGAGCUGUUAUGCAACCGCUGACCUACUAACACAUAUUUCUAGAAAGGGAGCCGGAGAAACUAGAGCAAAGAGUCCGACGGCACACAACACACAGGCAGCAGAGCCAAGAGAGACCCGAGCCGCCUUCACCCGAACCACACGGACCACGACAACUACCGACCACAGCGGCACCGACAGGGAAAAACGGAGAAGAGGAAGAAAGUUUUGUCAUUUUUCCCCCGUUUUGUUGAGAGGUUUCUUGUGAAAGGACAGGGAGCGAAAGGAAACGGGAGCGAGCCAGCUUUUGUGUCGGGGAAGCCAGAAUCUUUUUUUCUCUCCUCCUUCAGGACAAAGGUAGUGGUCAGCAGACAGCACGACCGACUCUUCGCCCUCAGGGAGCCCUGAAGUACACAGCUUGACCUAUAUCCUGUGUAAGACACUGAGAAUAACACAACAAGAGGCCUGGCAGACAUCACAGUUCUGCUGAAGACUGAGGAGACGCCAAAACACUCAAAAUCACCUCGAGCAAGUCUCCAAAAAAGUCCUUGAACGUUGGAUCAAGUCAACUGGACGACACUCAGCUUAAAAUCUCAAGUUGUGGAUUUUUUUAGGCUAUCCGUACACAACACAAGUUCAAUGGUUUUUGUGGAAUUCCACCUCUUUUUAAUCUUCCUUGCUAAUUUAGACACUUGAAUGUUUUGAUUCUGAAAAGCAAAGCAACAGAAAUCAAUGAGGCUUUUCCUUCAAGGAGCACAAAUACCUCAUCCAGAAAUUUUUGCUGAUCCUGCGACAUAGGUCACACUACUUACCAACAAAGCGGAAGGCUCUUACUGUACUGUUCUACAUCUUUUCCCUCCCCCUUUGCCCUUUGCUAGAGUCACACUCUGGCCCCCAGCUGAGAAAAACAUGGAAAGUCUCAGUCUGCACCUCUCAUCCACCAGCAACAAAAACAACAUGGAGAUAGACAAUUUUUCUUCCUACAGUGGAAGCAUUCCAUCCCCUGGUCCUGACGAUGGAGCACGAAUCAGCCGCCAGGGUAAAGGUAGCAAGUCUAAUGGGAGUUCCCGUCGCAAGAGAGAGUUCAUUUCUGACGAGAAGAAAGAUGCUUCCUAUUGGGAAAAACGGAGGAAGAACAAUGAAGCAGCCAAGCGCUCAAGGGAGAAGCGUCGCCUUAAUGACAUGGUGCUAGAGAACCGGGUCAUGGCACUGAAUGAGGAGAAUGUUCGUCUGAAGACAGAACUCCUUCAGCUCAAGUUGCGUUUUGGCCUCAUCAGCACAGCCUCCUACAUGGAGAAAAGCCAGCAGAUCUCCAACAGUGCUGCUGCAGCUUGCAACACUGGUAGCAAUGGUAGCAUCACCCCAAAUGGUAACACCUACCUCUCAAGCAGUGGAUAUUCCAGUGCAUCCCAGGUGAUGCUGAAUUCUGAUUCCUCUGAACCUGAACAGUCGAGCCAUGGUGAACGCCACACCAACCUCCACAACUACUCUCCCCGGGGCUCCAUCUCAGAUUUGUCUGACGCCUCCUCCAGGGACAGCCCAGAACCGAUGGACUACAAGGUAAAAAAGGAGCCCUCGUGUAUGGAGAUGGCUCAGCUGGAAAGCAACGAUGGGCUUGCUAAUAGGAUACCAAAUGGAAUGCCAACUGGGGCUUACCAUGGCAACCACAGUCCUCUGGUUUCCCCUCACCAGCAGAGCACUCCAGUGGCUGAAAGUGCCAUGGACUACCAACACCACCAAAGGCAGCAGCAGUGCCACAUGGAGGCAUCCAGUCCAGCUCCUCAGGCCACCUCUGCUCAGCGGAGCGUCAUCUUGUACCGCUCCAGCAGUGGUUGUUACCCUAUGGAAAGCCAGAGGUCAGAGGACCAGCAGGUCCAGCAGAGCAGACCGACUCAGCAUUGCCAGAAGACCCCAGCCUCCAAGUUCUCUGAUUGUUCACUGACCAUCACAGAGGUCGCAGAGAAGCUGGAGAGGACAAAGACCUUGGAUUCACCUCAGUAUGAAUAUGCCGAUAGUUAUGACGAGUCUGCAGAGGAGAUGCAGCAAAGGUACAAUCCCAAUGAUCAGCAGCAGCAUGGCACCCGUCAUCAUUACUGCUACCAGGUUCAGGAGAACAGUUCUGAGCAUUCAGAAAGCCACCAGAACCCCUUCGCCCCUGAUCUGAUCCACAAUACUGAGGAGGGCAAGUCCUCCUUUGCGCAGCACAAUGGCUACCUCAACACACUCGAUGAAGAGCCCCCCGUUCUCACCUAUGAGGGAGGACCUCAAGCGAGUAGCUUCUACCAGGAGAACUCCUCAAAAGACACUUCCUCCAGUGAUGGGGACCCCCGUAGCUCUGACAAGGAGGGCUCCACAGAUGAUGAAUCCCCCUCCUCAUCCUCCUCAGACAUUAGCAGCUACCACCAGAAGAUGGUGAAAGCUAUCAGUUCACAUGGAGAGUGCCAAGCCGAGUUCAAAGCUACAGCUCUGCCUCACAAGCUCCGCCUCAAAUACAGAGCCUACUCAAGUGGGGCAUCAGGAGCGCAGGUAGAUGGCCCAGUCAAUGCCUCCAUGUCCCCCUCACCCACCUUGCCCCAGCACCCUUACUUAGCUCUACCAAACAACCCUCACAGUAGCCAGGCCAGUGGGGAGAGCAAAGAGGGGGAGAAUGAGACUGAUUAUGCAGAAGAGGAUACAUCUCCUGUGAACCAGAGAGCAGAAGCGAAAAAGGACGGAGGAAUUAAGGGAUCCAGCAGCGGGAGGGGUGGACGAAGUAAGAGGCGAGAUUAGGGACAAAUUAAGUGCAACUCAAGCAUUUUCCUUUACUACGACUAACUAAUGGACAUACGUCACCACCUUACAAGACAGAAACGAAGCCACACAUCUGUGCGGUGUAGUCAAGUUGUGAUUUCACCAUCCAGUUUCACUGUGUCACCCAUUUCCCUUUCCCUUUCUUCUUUCCUACCUCCCAUCUGUCCAUCCAUUUAAAAUAAUAGGUCUGGGAUAUUUCCUUUGUGAAAAUGACAAAUAAUAUAUAAUGAUAAUUCAGUAAUUGAUUGUUGGAAACUGCAUUGGUGGCUAGCACGUGUUUACUAUGGCAUUUUGGGAACAUUCCUUAGACCAAAGAUAUACAUCCUUCCAUGUUUGGCAAAGAGUGAAAUUCUUGCUCCCUCUGAACACAUCCGCACCAUCUGUUUUUUCACCCUUAUUAUCAUCCACACACAAGCCCUUCUUAAUUCUGAAGCACUUAGAUUGUAUAUUACUGUGACAUAUAAAUUUGCAUAUAUGGAAUAUAUUUUUUAAGAACAAAAACGUGGUAAAAAAUACAAAAAAAAUUCAGUAGUGGGAUAUGGAAGAUGUUAGACUAAAAAAAAGGUGAUCAGUUUGUUCCUGUCGAGACACCAUGUACAGCCCUUCUUUGACUAGACGAUGCCUCAAAGAUUAAUUCAAAAUAUGAGCCACAACUUGUUUAAAAAAAGAACAAAAAAAGUAAAAAAAAAAAAAAAAAGGUACACAUUCAGGUGAUCCAAGCUGUUUGACGCUGAAAGCGUGUCCAAACAGUCUAGGCCAGUUAUUGUCGUAUCAAACGAGGCUAUGCAGUCGCACGUUGCUGUUGGCAAAACCUGACAAGCACAAGGCGAGGCCUUGUUUGCCAGCCGUUCAACAGAGAUCAAUACGUCUUUAUUUUCCAGACAGGUCGUCUGUCUAAUAAACAAAAUGGCUCUCUCAUCGCAACCAGCGUAGCUGCUCUCUCUCUCUCUCUCUCAUCAUAAGGUGCCUCUUUAUUGUGUUGUCCCUCGUCACCUCAUUGGCCGACGUCUUAAUGAUCCCACUCACCUCUGCACUGAGUUGUUUUAGCUACAGUAGCUGCAGUAGAUCACACAGUCUGUACAAGUGUAACUGUUUUACUUCCUGGUGCCUGCCUCUGGUCACUAUGUAUAAAUGUAAAGUUGUCUCUCUAUCUCUUGUAUACUGCUGUCAUUAUUUUAUUAUUAUUAUUUUAUUAAUAUUGUUAUAAUUUUCUAUUGUAUUUUGUUUUUUGUUUUUUUUUGGAUAUUAUUAUGUGUAUUUUUCUGUCAUCUUGUUGUGUCAUUUUUGCUCUACACUCUUCCUGGUUGUGCUGUGUAUUUACCCCCCACCCCACCCCACUGCCCUUUGCCCCCGUUACCAUUUGUACUACGUGUUACUGUAUAACCUUUGCUGUUUGCCGAAAGGCUUUCUGAAUUUUGAGAAAAAAAAGAAAAGGCUUGUCCAGAAGUGAUAAUGUAUUGCUAUACUUCGAGUGGAUAUGCAAAAAAAUGGUUACAAAAAACAACCCGUUUUUGAACGUGUGAAAGAUUCAAAAAUGGGGGAAAGAAAAUAAAAGGUUGUUGACUUUAAA